AUGAGUACCGCAUAUCGCUACAAACUUCUGGGUGGCGGCACCUAUGAUGGCAGUUCUUUUCGACAAGGUUUCUUAUCAGCUUUCAUGAUAAUGCUCACAUUUUUUGGAAUACUAUACUCCUACAUAGAUACAACAGAUUUAACGGAGUGUCCAGUUUAUAAAGAAGAAGUGCCAAAGCUCAAAAUUUCAUUUGAAAAUCAAAGUUAUGAAAAUCAGUCUGUCAAACUUAAAGUUUGGGAUACCAUGGACGGAGAGGGAUACCAAUUUCAAAAAGAGCCUGCCCCAAUAAUCUUAGAUCCUCGGUUUGACCAACUUGACCAUUUGCCACCAUGUGGAAAUUUAGAAUCUGUGCUAAUCAAAAAGGAUACUAAAGAAUUAAUGGAAAAUGUUAAGAAAAGUUUUUUGGAGUGCAUCAAUCCGAUAGUUCAAGAAUAUAAAGGAAAACCAGAAGAGAUGUUUGUUGAUUGGGUUCCAAAAGCGGAGACAUGUGAUAAGCUUGGAAUUUUUGACAAGUUGGGAGUAGUCCCAUUCGAAAAUUUGCAUGAGACAAAAUGGGCGGUCCUUCCAAAAUGUAAAGAAGAGCACACUCUACUUACUUUGGGAGUUGGUCAUGAUACCAUGGCUGAGGAAAAAUUCAAUGUUACUCUUCCAAAUACCAAAUUUUAUGGAGCUGAUCCAAUUAUUGAGCCAAACCGUCAAAUGUACUCUGCAUUUGGAAAAUUCUUUCCAUUCGCUAUUGGAAAGCAACCAGGAUUCACAAAAUUCCGAGUUCUACCUAACCAGAAUCAGAAGACUCGCGAGUACGUCUUCCAGGAUGUGACAACAAUUCCAUUUUUAUAUUUUGUUAAUGACAUUUUGAAGUUCAAGAGAAUCGAUUUUGCUUGGAUUGAUAUUGAAGGAGGAGAGUUUGAAUUCCUCGAUCAACUUCAUCAGGAUGUUACAAUUUGUCAAUUCAACAUUGAAAUGCAUAUGAAGUUCAGACCAGGAGAUGGUGCCCAAGUCUUCUCUGAAUUCAUUUUCAAAGUUCUAGAAAACCAAAAAUACGUUUUCCUCAAGUCCACGCACACCGAAGUUGGAGUGCAUCGAAUGUUCUUCAUAAAUAUUGUGGACAAGGAGUGUUUAGCUAAAUUCUUCAACUAG
Molecule: messenger RNA, 1140 nt
Organism: Caenorhabditis briggsae
Lineage: Eukaryota; Metazoa; Nematoda; Chromadorea; Rhabditida; Rhabditidae
Exons: 5
Coding region: 1-1140 (379 amino acids)
Source: RefSeq, a predicted model, not a curated record